Molecule: messenger RNA, 5839 nt
Organism: Thunnus maccoyii (southern bluefin tuna)
Lineage: Eukaryota; Metazoa; Chordata; Actinopteri; Scombriformes; Scombridae
Gene: mapkbp1
Product: mitogen-activated protein kinase binding protein 1
Exons: 31
Coding region: 389-5374 (1661 amino acids)
Molecular function (GO): protein binding
Source: RefSeq, a predicted model, not a curated record
UUUCUUUGAAGGGUCCUGAACAGCUGAUCUAGAUAAUGUUUUCUUCUGAAAAGCCUGACAGGAAGUGUUAACGUCAUCGCCGCGUGCGGUCUUGACGGCGGCGGUGCGUCAGUCAUCAGUCCGGUCCUAGUCGUGUCGGAGCCGCCGCGUCUCUUCUCUCUGCGGCGGAGAAAUAAGAUGCGGAGCAGUCGCGGGACCGCAGCCUGUGAUCCGGAUCAGUCCAGAGCCAGAAGCAGAGCCGGGCUAGCUGACCCCUCCGGCCCGGCACGGCCCGGCACGGCUCGGCCCGCAGACAGCAUGACAGCAGCGGCGGCGGCGGCGGCGGAGAGCGCGACAGAGAGAAGCUUCAGCCGCUGAGAGACGCAGCUAACCGGCAGCUAACGGCGCGAUGAGCGCGGAGGGAAGCGGCACGAUCCGCAGCCGCAUCAAGAGCCUGCUGCGCUCCCCGUCCAUCAAACUGCGGCGGCGGAGCGGCGCGGCGGCGGCGCGGCACAAAGAGAACCUGACGGACAGGGUGACCUUGGAGAAGGUUCUGGGUAUCACGGCUCCAGGGAACCGGGCACUGUCCUGCGAUCCUCGAACUGGACUGUUGGCUUAUCCUGCUGGGUGUGUUGUCGUCCUGCUGAAUCCUCGGAAGAACAAACAGCAUCACAUUUUCAACAGCUCCAGGAAGACGAUCACAACGUUGGCGUUUUCUCCCGACGGGAAAUAUGUCGUCACAGGAGAGAGCGGUCACAUGCCGGCGGUGCGGGUGUGGGAGGUGUCUGAGCGUCUGCAGGUCGCUGAGCUGCAGGAGCAUAAAUAUGGCGUCGCCUGUGUGGCGUUUUCUCCAAACGGCAAAUACAUCGUCAGCGUGGGCUACCAGCAUGACAUGAUGGUCAACGUCUGGAACUGGAAGAAAAACGUCGUCAUAGCAGCCAAUAAGGUGUCCAGUAAAGUGACCGCCGUCUCCUUCUCAGACGACAGCUCCUACUUUGUUACCGCCGGCAACCGGCAUGUCAAGUUCUGGUACCUGGACCAUGCCAAGACCUCCAAGGUGAACGCCACCGUCCCUCUGCUGGGGCGUUCAGGGCUGUUGGGAGAGCUCAGGAAUAACUUUUUCAGUGAUGUGGCGUGUGGGCGGGGCCGGCAGGCCUCCUCCACCUACUGCAUCACGUCGUCUGGUCUGCUGUGUGAGUUCAACGACCGCCGACUCCUCGACAAGUGGGUCGAGCUGCGGACGUCUCAGGCCACCUGUCUGUCCGUCACAGACGAGUUGAUCUUCUGUGGUUGUUCUGACGGGACGGUUCGAGCCUUCAGCCCCGUCAACCUGCAUUUCUUGUGUACUCUGCCCCGCCCACACUGCCUCGGCGCCGACAUCGCCAGUAUGAUGGACGCCAGUCAGCUGUUCUGCUGCAGGUCGGACGCUCGUUACCCGGACACGGUGGCGGUGACCUAUGACCCCACCAACCGCUGGCUGUCAUGCGUCUACAAUGACCACAGCGUGUAUGUGUGGGAUGUCCGUGACCUCCGCGACCCCCGCAGGGCGGGAAAACUCUACUCUGCCCUCUACCACUCGUCCUGUGUGUGGAGCCUCGAGGUGUAUCCUGAGGGGGGAGGAGCAGGAGGGGGAGGUGAGGUGCGUCCUGCCCCGGGCUCCUUCCUGUCCUGCUCCUCAGAUAACACCAUCCGACUGUGGAACAUCGACGGCCUCAACGUGCUGAACAGGAACAUCCUGAGCCAUGACCUGCAGAAGGUCAUUUACGUGGAUGACAACACAACGAGCCUCCUGGAUACAGAGAGCGUCACCGUCGCCGGCGGCAGCACAGAGAAGGCGGGGACAUCGGGCUCAGAGGGGCAGCAGGCUGACCAGAGCAGGGCAGGCAUUAGGACCCUGAGAGUCAGUCCUGAUGGACAGCACCUGGCCUCUGGAGACCGCAUGGGAGUCCUCAGGAUCCAUGAUCUGGUCAGUAUGGAGGAGAUCUUGAAUGUUCAGGCUCACGACUCAGAGAUCCUUUGCCUCGAGUUCUCCAAACCAGAUACUGGUCUCCAGCUGUUAGCCACGGCCAGUCGGGAUCGUCUGAUCCACGUCCUGGACGCGGGGCGGGACUACAGUCUGGUUCAGACUCUGGACGAACACUCGUCCUCCAUCACCGCCGUCCGAUUCGCUGCCAAUGAGGGCAAAGUGAGGAUGAUCAGCUGUGGAGCCGAUAAGAGCGUCUACUUCCGCACCGCUCAGCAGACGGACGAGGGGUUAGAGUUCACACGGACUCAUCACGCCGUGAGGAAAACGACGCUGUACGACAUGGACGUCGAACCAACCAGGAAGUACGCAGCAGUGGGCUGUCAGGACCGCAGCAUCAGGAUCUUCAACAUCGGUAACGGUAAACAGAAGAAGUUGUAUAAAGGAUCUCAGGGAGAAGACGGCACUCUCAUUAAGGUGCAGAUCGACCCGUCAGGUCUCUACAUCGCCACUUCCUGUUCAGAUAAGAACAUCAGUAUAUUUGACUUCUACUCUGGAGAGUGUGUGGCCACCAUGUUCGGACACUCAGAGAUCGUAACGGGUCUGAAGUUCAGCAGCGACUGCAGACACCUGAUCACCGUCUCUGGAGACAGCUGUAUCUUUGUGUGGCGUCUCAGUCCAGAGUUGACCAUCAGGAUGAGGCAGCGACUCGCUGACCUCCGACCUCCCAACAGCACCCAGAACUCCCAGAAUGCACCUCAGCAACGGCCGGGAAACCUCAGCAGGGAGGCGUCGUCUCCGCGUGUCGUCACCAUGUCGUCUGACAGCGAUAAGGAGGAGGAAGAGGAGGAGGAGGAAGAGCUCGUCUGCCCUUAUAUGGUCACAACAGGAAGCCUGGAGGAGGAGACAGAUCCGUCUGAUGAGAAGUUCAACUCUCUGGACCCUCAGAGCUGCAGGAAGGAGGCGUCGGCGGGUCGACUCCCUCGCCGCCGCUGGUCCAGGAGGACGGGCAGCGCUGACGGAGUUCUGAUGGUGAAAUCCAUGUUGGACCUGAGACUGCUGGACUCGUUCUGUCCCGACAGACCAGAGGAGCUGCAGGCGGAGCAGAGCGAGGUGAAGACACGCCCCCUCGAUGUUGGGACCUCCCCCUGUAGCCCGAGGAGGAGGGGCCAGGGUCUGGAGGCGGGGCAUCAUAGCAGGACCAAUCAGGAGCUGGGGAGCACCGUCAGCCUGCAGGUCACCACUGCAUGGGCGGAGGACGGCGAGGAGAGGACCAAUCAGAGGCCAGACUUCAUCCUACUGUCCAAUCAGAGCCCAGACAGGGAGGACCCGGUGCUGUAUCCUGACCAAUGGGAGGACAGAGUGAGCCUGGCAGGAAGUGAGUUCCAGGUGAAGGAGGCGUGUCCUGCUGCAGGUGGACGUCAGGACAAACCCAGUCCAGACAGCGGCUGCUCACUGGGAUUCAACUCCAGACUGUCGAGUCCAGACAGACGUGCAGGAGACGACUCGGAGCACAUUGAGCCUGUUAGUGGGGAUGGAAACUCCUCUGAGCUGGAGAUGGAGGAGGAUGAAGAGGAGGGAGGAGGAGGAGGAGGAGGAGGAGGAGGAGGAGGAGGAGGAGGAGGAGGAGGAGGGGGGGUCAGAGUGUCUCAGCUCGUCCCUCAGACUCCAGACCAGGAAGCUUUCCUGAAGGAACACUUCGUCACACUGGCCGACCUCGCAGGCUCAGGAAGUCCGAGCAGAGCGUCUCACAGCUCCAGCGAGAGUCUCAGCAUCUCCUCCAGGUUUCUGUCCCAGAAUUCAGCUGGAAGUCGGGCUGUGGCUCCUCUCCCCUCUCGGACUACUGGAGGAGGAGGAGGAGGAGGGGAGGUGAAGACCCGUCCUCUAGUUUCUGAGGUCCGACCUCUGAUGGAGCAGAACCAGAACCGGACCCAGGACAGGAGGGUAUCGUGGAACCAGGACCAAACCCAGAACCAGGACCAAACCCAGCCUCCUCAGGUCCAGAACCAGCUCCCGGGCCGGGCGGAGGAGGAGGCGUCCUCGGCCCCGCAGACCCUCCGUCCCUCCCCGCUGAAGAAGAAGGUCCAGACAGCCGUGGAGUCCAAGAGAAACCUGGGCCCGACGGCCCGGGCCGCCGCCUCACACCUGAACUCCUCCUCUGGACUCAGGAAGGCCCAAUCAGUCAGCAGCCUGCUGAGUGACACAGGUGACGCCUCUGCCUCCCUGUCGACCUGUCGUCCGUCCAGAGACGCCUCCUCUCAGCUCCUCCUCCCCCCGCAGCGUCCCACUACCCUCCCCUCCUCCCCCAGACGCCCCCCCUCCACAGCCCCGCCCUCUCAGAGACCUAGCCCGGCCUCCCCUCGCUCCCCCCAGCAGGAAACAGCCGCGGUCACCUUGACUGCCGCGGCUGCCGCCAUGCCCAGGAAAUCUUCCUCCUCCUCGUCUUCGACCGCGUCAGCGUCGCGCUCCUACAUGAGCCCGACCGCCAGCUCCAUGGCCAAGAUAUCCCGCUCCGUCUCCAUGGGCGACAGCCUCAACGAACCCGCUGAGGAUCCAGCAGUGACAUCAUCAGCAUCAUCAGCACCAGCAGCAGCGGCGGUGGCAGUAACCUCCUCCUCCUCCUCCUCCUCUUCUUCUUCUCAGGUCAAAGAGGCUCCACCUCCUCUUGUUGCUGUGGUGCCCUCAAACGCAGCUCUGGCCACGCCCCCUCACGCUGCUGUCGUCCCCGUUGUUGUCACCUCCCCCGCCUCUCUGGGUAACCAUGGUAACCAGGUGGCGCCUCCCCCCCGCGGUCUGCAGGCUCGAGUCCCCGGCGGCAGCAGACCGCUGCCUGACAAACUCUCCCUUGCCUCCUUCUCGCCCCCCACCAAGACCGCCGCCUCUUCCUCCUCCUCCUCCUCCUCCUCGUCUCGGCCGCCUCCUGUCUCCGUCUCUCCUCUGACUCCGCCCCCGCAGGAGGAGGAGCCUCAGACUGCUGCAGGCGACGGCGGAGUGGAGCAGAGAGAUGAUGCAGACCAGCCAAUCAGUGUGGAGACCUGCAGAGCUCUGACCAAUGAGCUGCAGAGCUGCUUUAAGAGAGCAACACACCUGUACAGGAAGGUGAGCGGCUCCUGUCCAGAUGACUCCGCCCCUGAGCAGCAUCAGAUGGCUGUCGUCCUAUCCGAGGCCUUCCAGGCCAUGAGGGCGGAGCUAGACUCGCUGCCGCUCAGCGCGCCGGGCAUGCUGGGAGUGGAGGGGGGGCUGCUGGGGGGGGGGGGGGGGGGGGGGGGAGGUGAAGACGGCGGCUCUGCUGGAGGAAUAUUCUCUGCUGCUGCUGCAGGCCGUUCAGCAGAGGAUCCACAACAGCAGCUAGACUCCCCAGCCUCAUCAUCCUCCUCUUCAUCAUCAUCAUCCUCCUCCUCUUCCUCCUCCUCUUCCUCCUGUAUCUGCUGAUCAUCAGUCGAUGAGUCGAGGUCUUCACGGCUGCAACACGUUAACAGAGAUUUAUUCUAAUCAUCAGAAUAAAACCACGAGUAUAAACGUAAAGUCAUAGAAACUAAAAUCAUUUGUUUAUUUGCUUCAAAGACAGUAAACAACAACAACAAACAAUAAAAGACGAAGGUCGAACCUGUUUAAUAUUUAACUGCAUAAAUCAGCUCAAACUCUAGAAAACGAGACAAACAGCUGAUGAGUUUUACCUUCAUCUUCCUCUUCCUCCUGCGCUGAUUGAUCACAUGAUCAGAGCUGAUACUGUCAGACAUGUUGACCCCUGACCUCUGACCUCUGACCCCAUCAGACUGAGUAGAGUUUGGACCCGUGAAGACCUCAAACUUCAUCUGAGUCCCUUUCCUCUUCAUCCAAAACCAUCUUCUUUUUCUCCUCUUCCUCCUCCUCUUCCUCUCCAUCCUGCUGGUACUU